GACCUGUACGUGGACCUGGACCUGGACCUGGACCUGGAACUGGACCUGGACCUGGACCUGGUCUUGGCAGAGUUUCCGGAUGGUUUUUGCUUCAGAAGCCUGAACGUCAUGGACGAGGUCUGACCCUGAACCAGCAGGAGAGAGGAGCUGGCCUGUGAUCCCGUGCCGCCGUCAGCCCGCUGAUGGAGCUCCAGGCAGCCGCGCAGCAUACGCCGUUACUAUGGAAACGCUACAUCCACCUGACUCUGCUGCUGGUCCAGCUGAGUUUACCAGAAGUCAGAGCUUCCUGUCGUAUCCUGAGGUGCAACGCUGAUUUUGUGUCCGCGACGAUGGGCCUGGGCAGCAACGGCGGUGGCGGGUCAGCAGGAGGUGGAGCCCCCAGCAGGGAGGCGGUGAACGCCGGCUACUGCAGUGCCCUGCGUUCCUACGCCAUGUGCACGAAGAGGAUGGCGCGGCCGUGUCGGGGUGACCUUGCGUACCAUUCUGCGGUUCAGGGCAUCGAGGACCUUCUGAUCCAGCACCGCUGUCCCCGGGCCGGUCCCACGGCUCAGCCGCGACCCCUCCCUCACGGCACGCUGUCGGGGGACGCCUGCCUUUACGAGAGGAGCUUCCUCAGCAGGGAGGGUCGGACGCCUGAGUACCUGCACUGCAGUAUCUUUGGAGACCCCCACAUACGAACUUUCAACAAUGACUUCCAGACGUGUGCUGUGCAGGGGUCGUGGCCUCUCAUUGAUAAUGAGUACCUGUACGUACAGGUCACCAGCUCGUCGCCAAGGGGGAGGACAUUCCACACAGUGCUUACUAAGAUCACCAUCAUCUUCAAGAACCGGCGCGAGUGCAUCGACCAGCAGCUGUACCAGGCUGAGCUGGACAACGUCCCCGCCGCCUUCGCCGACGGCUCGGUGUGGAGCGGCGAGCGCAACGGCUACCGGAGCCUGACGGUGCGGACUCUGAGCCCCGGCCGCCACGCCGAGAUCCGCGCGGCCCACAUCGGCACGCUGCUGGCGGUGCGUCAGAGCGGCCGCUCACUCGCACUGUCGGUGCGAUCGCCCCGCGGCGUCGUGGAGGCCUUCGGCCCGGAGCAUGACCUCCAGCUGUGCCUGUGGGGGUGUCCUCCCUCCCAGUGGCUCGACACGCUCCGCCCCCUCCCGCCGGACUCUUCCGCCCCCACCGGAACCGUCGCCACCGUCAGCACCGUCGCCGCCGAGGCCCACUGCGCCGCGCUGCUUCCCGCCCGGGACGUUUACUUCCAGGCCUGCAUGUUCGACUCCAUCACCAGCGGGAACCUGAACUCCAGCGUCGCGGCCGUCAACGCACUCCGGGACGCCCAGGACAUGAUCUCCGACGGCGACGGGGUCCACCUGCAUCCGGUCGCGGGUGCUAGCAGGCCGCGACCCCGCCUCACACUCCUGCUCCUGCUGCUCGGUAUGCUGGGAACUCUGGGAAGAGCCUGAAGCUGCAGGGAAUGGGAUUGGGCCUGUCUGUUAAAGCCUGGUUUAUGCUUCUCCGUCAACUCGACAAAGAGGGAACUCCAUCAGCUCGACGCCAUCGUUCUUCGUUGAGGAGCAAGUGCAGAGGAAGCGAUUCACCACCAAAUCGCUUGAGUUUCGGAGGAAACUCUAAUUACCGUACUGGCCCGAAUAUAAGACGGUGUUUUUUGCAUUGAAAUAAGACUGAAAAAGUGAAGGUCGUCUUACAAUUGGGGUCUAGACAUAAUACCCAUUCACAACGCUAGAUGGUGCCAGAUAUCUUUAAAGCGAAUGCUGAACUUAACUCCCCAGGCCAAAGCCAACCCCUGUCACGGAGAAUAAAAAUAAAAAAUAGCGGUAAGAAAGAAAAGAGAAGAAAAUAAGAGAAGAGAUAACAGAAAAUGGAGAAACGUAGCGACAAUCUGGAGAAAAGUGUGUUGAAGAUCGGCAGGUAAACCGGCAGCUGAGGAGAAGUUAUGAUGCAAACUUCAAGAUGAUGGUUUGAAUGAGGCAAAAUAACAUGCUUUUUUUCUCCAAUAUAUUGUAAUAAGAUGUACUGUAAUUAUUUUCUGUAUAAAAAUUGAAU
Molecule: messenger RNA, 2055 nt
Organism: Cololabis saira (Pacific saury)
Lineage: Eukaryota; Metazoa; Chordata; Actinopteri; Beloniformes; Belonidae
Gene: hjv
Product: hemojuvelin BMP co-receptor
Exons: 4
Coding region: 183-1454 (423 amino acids)
Biological process (GO): BMP signaling pathway
Cellular component (GO): plasma membrane
Molecular function (GO): coreceptor activity
Source: RefSeq, a predicted model, not a curated record